AUGCCUGCUCUACGCGCUGCCCAGGCACUGCGCCCUGCCAUCCGCUCUCUCCACGCCGCCUCCCUCAACUCUGCCCGCUGCUUCUCCAGCGCCUCCAUCAGAAUGGCGUCCAACAAGGCCUUCAUCCAGGGCGAGCCCGACGCUCCUGUGCUCAAGGCCAGCAUCCCCGGACCGCAGAGCCAGAAGCGGAUUGACGAGCUGAGCGAAGUCUUUGAUACGCGAAGCAUCAACAUGAUGACCGACUUCACCAAGAGCAUUGGCAACUACAUCUCCGACCCCGACGGCAACUACCUCCUCGACGUCUACGCCCAGAUUGCCUCCAUCCCCGUGGGCUACAACAACCCCGCCCUGGCCAAGGCCGCCUCCACGCCCGACAUGGUCAACGCCAUCAUCAACCGGCCUGCGCUGGGCAACUUCCCCUCCCACGACUACGCCGAGAUCCUCAAGACCGGAAUCCUCAAGGUCGCCCCCAAGGGCCUCAACAAUGUCUUCACCGCCAUGGCCGGCUCCGAUGCCAACGAGACCGCCUUCAAGGCCGCCUUCAUCUACCGCCGCCAGCUCGAGCGUGGCGGCCCCGACGUCGAGUUCACCCAAGAGGAGCUCGACUCCGCCAUGAACAACCAGUCGCCCGGCUCCUCCUCGCUCUCCAUCCUAUCCUUCAAGACCGCCUUCCACGGCCGUCUGUUUGGCACUCUGUCCACCACCCGCUCCAAGCCCAUCCACAAGGUCGACAUCCCCGCCUUUGACUGGCCCCAGGCGACCUUCCCCAAGCUCAAGUAUCCUCUCGACCAGCACGCCGAGGAGAACGCCAAGAGCGAGCAGGCCAGCCUCGACGAGGUCGAGCACCUGAUCAAGACGUGGCACAUCCCCCCCGCCGCCGUCAUCGUCGAGCCCAUCCAGAGCGAGGGCGGCGACAACCACGCCUCGCCCAACUUCUUCCGCGGCCUGCGUGAGCUGACCAAGAAGCACAACGUGCUCCUCAUCGUCGACGAGGUCCAGACGGGCGUCGGCGCCACCGGCAAGUUCUGGGCCCACGACCACUGGAACCUGCAGGACCCCCCGGACAUUGUCACCUUCUCCAAGAAGGCCCAGGCCGCCGGCUUCUACUACGGCAACCCGGCCCUGCGGCCCAACAAGCCCUACCGCCAGUUCAACACCUGGAUGGGCGACCCCGUCCGCGCCCUGCUCUUCCGCGCCAUCGUCGGCGAGAUUGAGCGCCUCGAUCUCGUCAACCACACGGCCAAGGUCGGCGACUACCUCUUCUCCAAGCUCGAGGGCCUGCAGAAGAAGUACCCCGAGCACUUCAAGGACCUGCGCGGCAAGGGCCAGGGCACCUUCAUCGCCUUUGACAACCCCAAGCGCGACCAGUUCCUCGCAAAGGCAAAGGAGUUUGGCAUCAACAUUGGCGGCAGCGGUGCGAGCGCCGUGCGCCUGCGUCCCAUGCUGACGUUCCAGGAGCACCAUGCCGAUAUCUUGGUUGACGCUCUGGAGAAGAUUGUCAAGGCUUUGUAA
This is a messenger RNA of Trichoderma gamsii, 1512 nucleotides long. Its product is annotated as 4-aminobutyrate aminotransferase. The transcript has 2 exons. Gene Ontology annotation, cellular component: mitochondrion. Bases 1 to 1512 code for a protein of 503 amino acids. Lineage: Eukaryota; Fungi; Ascomycota; Sordariomycetes; Hypocreales; Hypocreaceae. Gene Ontology annotation, biological process: GABA catabolic process. The record is from RefSeq and is a predicted model, not a curated record. Gene Ontology annotation, molecular function: pyridoxal phosphate binding.